CAUCUUGUUUUCCCUUUCCCGCGAUUUCCCCUUGGUCCAACCCGAGACCACUUCAUUCGCGCGCCAAAUUUCCAAACCACCGCCGAAGCAGCGUUCCCCAUCCAAACCCUAGAACCGCGCCGCCGCGCGAUUCGGUGGCGCGAUUCACCGGAGAAAUGCCGCUACAGGGCUCUACCAAGAGGCGCCGGGGCCGGGCGACUGAGGCCGCUGCGGCGGACGCGGACGCCCUGUUCUCCCUCCCCCCGGAGGUCCUCGACGACAUCCUGAACCGCGUCGGCAUCCGGGACGCCGUCCGCACGUCGCUGCUCUCCCGCGUCUGGCGAUGCCGGUGGGAGGAGCUCUCGUCCCUCGACCUCAGCUUUCGCCGGCACGAAGAUGGCGAGGGCACGCCGGAGGGGCUGGGGGCCGUCGAUGGCGUCCUCCUCCGCUGCCCCGGCCGCGUCCAGCGCUUCUGCGCGGACCUUGACAAUACCUACGCCGGCCGCAUCCACGACUGGCUCCGCGUCCUCUCGCGGCGGGGUGUUGAGAUCCUCGACCUCAGCUUCGGCGACGGCUUCCCCGCCCCCGCCCUCCCCUCUUCCGUCUUCUCCUGUGGCCGGCUCAGCUCGCUCAGACUCUGCGGCUGCUCCAUCCCGCCCCUACCCCCAGGCUUCGUGGCCUUCCCGGAGCUAAGGAGACUAAUUCUCAUGAACGUACGGUUACAUGACUACGGGGAGUACCAACUUGAGGAGAUCAUUGGUACAUCCCCGUUGCUCCAUUAUCUAGGUCUUACUGAUGUUCUCAUCGGUGGCGCGCGUGCCAAGAAAUGGGUGAUCCGAGCCCCCAAUCUCAGGCACUUAACGAUUUGUUCGGAAAUCAAUGAUGGCUGGAUCCUUAAGGAGUUGACAUCCCUGCGUUCCGCCUUGGUCCGUGUGUCCGACUUUCUUGUUGACCACCAUUUCGCCAAGUUUCUUUCAGGGCUUGCUCAAGUCACGGAGCUUAUGGUGAUCAACGAUAUACGGUCAAGUGCCAUGAUGCCGGAGAAACUUCUAUGCACCUUUCACAACUUAAAGAUCUUGAAGUUAUUUACGCAUUUGUGCAAACAAUCCUUUAUUAUGUUAACCUUAUGCUUACUAAAGAGCGCUCCAAAUCUUGAAGAACUCAAAAUACAGAUCUUUGGUCCCGAGGAGAUGGAAUUUGAGGCAAACGGAGAGUUUCUGAAUGCAUUAUGGACUGAUGGCAUGUGUGCCAACCUUAAGGUUGUGGAGAUGAUCGGUAUUAAUUGGCGCCGAAAUGAAAUGUCUCUUAUAGAGCUCAUUCUCACUAAAGUAAGGCUGCUUCAUACAUUAUGGAUUAGUCAGGGUGAUAAACUUGUGAUGUCUAAUGAGGAUGCUCUAUAUGAAUUACUAAGAUACAGAAGAGCUUCACCUGAAGCUCAGGUCCUAUUUAAAGGUUACGCUACAGGUUAUUAGGUCAGAGACGGGCUUUGGGGCAUUGUGGAAGACGUGUGGACUAUGGAGCGAGUUCUCUUUUAUGGACGAUUCUACCUUUUGAUGCAGUAUUUUGGAUUAGAAAUGCAGCACACAGAAUGGCUUCUGAACAAACUGCCUUUUGUGAUUAAAAGGCUCUUGUUAGUACUAUUACUGUUGUGAGACAUGUGUCAUGACCCUCUUGACCUCUGCUGCAUGGGGUGUUUCAUGACCCUGACUUGCCAACUUUGUUGUUUGUCUUGGUAUGGUAUUCACUAAUUUUUUUGU
Lolium perenne is the source of this 1736-nucleotide messenger RNA. RefSeq names its product F-box/FBD/LRR-repeat protein At1g13570-like. The record is from RefSeq and is a predicted model, not a curated record. Lineage: Eukaryota; Viridiplantae; Streptophyta; Magnoliopsida; Poales; Poaceae. Gene Ontology annotation, molecular function: protein binding.